AUGGCGCACUGUAUCGCUGUGGGCACCACAGGUCCAAGCCUGGCGCACCACCUGGGCAUGGAGACGGGGCCGUGGGCGCUGGGCCGGGGUCCCGCCUACCCGCACCCCUACCUGGGGGCGCCGGCGGCGGCCAGCCCCACGGUGGGACUGCUGGCCGUGGCGCCCAGCACGCAGCCGCCCCUGCCGCCCCCGCAGCAGCUGCCCGCGCCACCGCCGCGCAGGCCGUCGCACCAGCCGCCGCCCCAGCCGCCCCCCGCCAGGACGCCUCCAACCGAAGACGCACCGCGGCCUCCGCCUCCACCGCCGCCCCCGACGUCGUCUUCGUCGUCGGCUUCUGCCUGUGGUUCUCCACCGUCGCCCGCCCCCGCGCCUGCGCCAGCGCACCAGCCGCAGCCGCCACCCCCACCCCCGCCUCCGGUCACGCUGCCGCCCCACCCGCUGCUGCAUCCACAUCACCCGCAGGCAUGGGCGGCGGCGGCGUUGUUCCUGCACGCGCCGCUGCUGCCGCCGUCGUCGCAGCACUGGCUGUACCAGCAGCUGUACGCGCCGCGCGCCCUGCUGCCCCUGGACGCCGCCAGGCGGCAGCUGCGGCACCACCACCAGCACGGCCCGCAGCAGCACGCGCACCAGCCGACGGCCUCCGACGACGGCGACAAGGCGGGCGCCGUCCCCGGCGCCAAGACGCCUUCCGCGGGCUCCUCGUCAGCCUCCGCCGGCGCCGUCUCGCCGGCCGCCGCCAGCACCGUCACCGCCAAGAGCUCCGGCAGGCACUCCGACGUCUGGAGGCCCUACUGA
Messenger RNA from Schistocerca piceifrons (Central American locust), 795 nucleotides. RefSeq names its product anther-specific proline-rich protein APG-like. Bases 1 to 795 code for a protein of 264 amino acids. The transcript is spliced from 4 exons. Lineage: Eukaryota; Metazoa; Arthropoda; Insecta; Orthoptera; Acrididae. The record is from RefSeq and is a predicted model, not a curated record.